AUGGGUCUCCCGAUCAAUCCAUUUGAACAGAUUAUUGCUAAGGAAUUUUUUGAAAAAAUUGAGAAUGCCAAGUUAGUGGCUGUCUUUCAUCAGUUACCAAUGAGUUCUGCUGAUCUCUAUGAAGCCCGACUCCAACUUAACAAAAUCAAUUUGGAAUAUCUGCAGCUUAAUAAUAAUAUAGUGAAAUUGGCAUUUACUGGAACAAAAUAUGAAGCCUUUCUGAAGUUGUAUGAAUCAACUACUGUGACCUUUGUUGGUGAUCAGCCUGCUGUUGCCAAGUUGCUUAAGCUUGAAAAGAAGAUUCCUGGCUUGUUUCUAAUUGGUGGCAUUGUGGAAAACAGAUUCAUGAGUAUCCAUGACCUUAAACGAUAUGCUGAACUGCCAUCUCUACAAAGUUUACAGGGUCAACUAGUUGGCACACUCAGUUACCCAAUCCAGUCUCUUUCACGCAGUCUCGCAUAUCACCAGAUGGAGCUGUCUUCUUCUUUGUCACGAUACAUCACCGACCAGACUUUACCAGAAAGCAAAGAAUGUGACACAUCAUCAAGCCAAGAAUAAAAAAUUCAACCACGAUUUUGUACAUAACUGAAAUAAUGUGUUUAGGCAGUCGUAGAUGCAAUAUUCUCCACCUCUAAAGUGAAUUGUCAGUAUGGAAACUAAAAUUUCCUUCUGUCAUCACUUGGCUAUGUUAGGUGAAUGACAUCCUCAUGAUAACAUCCAGGUGCUUCAAUGUGCUAUGCUUUCAGAAUAGUUUAAAAGUGGUAGAACCUUGCAUACAGUUUAUCCUUGAGUAAGAAAGUGAUGACUUACUUCCCUUUGUGGAUAUCAGAUCUUUCAAGCAAGAACACCAGCUUCUAAAUCUACCAGAAACCUACUAACAAAGAAAACCUCACGUAUUUCUCAUACCCACAACAAGAAAAUGAAAUGCAGAGUAGAGUAUGCAGCAACAAAUUUCAUGAAGAGGAAUGACAUUGUUACAAAGUGUUUCUCUGUAUUAAAAUAUCAUAUUUAUUUCAUGAAUAACUACAGAUGGAGAGCUCAUCAUAUACUUGAAAACCCCAAGACAAAACACAAUAACAUAGGCAUAUCAUCUUGCCUGCAGGAAGGUAGCUAACAUUAUCGCAUUAGCCCUUUAACCCUUUCAGGGUCCAAGGCCCAAAUCUGGAGUCACGCACCAGUGUCCAAGAAUUUUCAAAAAAAAAAUUUGUUAUUUUUUCUUAUGAAAUCGUAGAAAAUCUUUUUGUGAAGGUAAUAAAACAAAAAGUACGAAAUUUGGUGGAAAAUUGACGAAAUUAUGCUCUCGCGAAUUUUGAUGUGUCAGCGAUAUUUACGAAUCGGCGAUUUUGCCGACUUUGACUCCCAUUUUAGGCCAAUUACAUUAUUCCAAUCAACCAAAUUCUUAGCUAUUUCACUAGUAUUACUUCUAUUCUAUCGAUUGAGCACAAGAAAUCGCCAAGUCAACUGUUUCAACUACAAAAUAAAGUGAUCGGAAAUUGUUAAUUUGGCCAAUUUAACACAAAGUUCAAAAUAUUCCAAUUUCAAAAUAGGGUCCAGAAUGAACAAUGUAGGCAUUCCUGGCACUAAACUAACAUUUCCUCUGUUCAUUAGUUAUGUUUUGAGGCUUUACAAAUAAAUUCCAUUUUGAUUUUUUAUUCACAUAAUGAAUUUUUAUUCACACCAAAAAAUAGAAGAUUUACUGUUAUGCAAUACUGUAAUAAUUGUAUAAAUAUCAUCACCAUAUUUGUGAAUGUAUAUUAGACCCACCAGCUGACAUGUAUUAGACGUGUGAGGUCGUUUGUUUACUCUUGAAUAUCGGCAAAAAUUUAACAUUUCCGCUACUUUGAGCUCAGUUUCAAGCCAUUUCCAAUGCUAAAACCAAUCAAAAUCAUCUCUAUUUCUGUAAUAUGUCUUCCAUUCUAUCAAAUGAGACCAAGAAAUCGCAAAUACAACUAUAAAAAACAUACGAAAAACACUGCAAAGUUGCUGUUUUAAUCGAAAAAUCAUGAUUUCAUUUUUUUUCUCUCAUUAUACACAGUGUGCUGCAGGAUCUGUUUUAUGUGGUGCACACAUACCACAUAGAUGUAUUCUCUCAUAUCUAGGCCCAAAUGUACCACUCACAGUUUAUCAGAGUGAGCUGAGCUCAUGGCGUAGAUCUACGGUUUGGACCCUGAACGUAAAGCCGUAGAUCUACGGGACGGACCCUGAAAGGGUUAAUGAACAGUGAGACAAACUCCACUAUCUUGAUAUCCAAAACCAAUGAUGCCCUUACUAGAACCAUCCUUUCUAACCAUUCUGAAAUCAAAACUGGAGUCUAUAUAAUCACGUGCUUUGUACAUGUUGUAGAAGAAACUUAUAAAUGAUGUUUCACUCUGGGUGGAGCUUUAUUAAGUUUGACUUUAUUUGUCUGCAAUAUCUACCAUCUGACAUGAAAUGACAGCUUUUUAUUUUCCAGAUCAAAAUUCCCAAAUAGUUUUCCAAGCUAGUGCAAGUCUAAAGACAAAUGUUGGUAGAGGUAGAGUGGUAUUUUCAGUUGACUUUAAAUAACAAAAAGGCACAAUACCGUGACUGGAACAAUACACAGAUAACCCGCACAUAAAAGAGAGAAGCUUACGACGACGUUUCGGUCCUACUUGGACCAUUGACAAAGUCACACUAACAGAGGUGGAGCAGGACGGCUAUAUAUAGGCAGGAAGAGGUGGUAGUAGUAGUAGUAGUAGUACGUCGUCGUAAGCUUCUCUCUUUUAUGUGCGGGUUAUUUGUGUACAGUUGACUUUCUUGCCUUUAACCUAAAAAUAUGAUUAUACAGUUAAGGUAAGCCUUGAUUUAAGUAGCUCCUUUGAAUUAAAUAUGAUUUACAAUGUUAUCCCAUAUUACUGCUUGCAUAAAUAUCAACUUUACAAGGUUGUUAGUCUCUCCAAAAAUUAAAUAAAAUCACAUUUGGCCUGAAAGCCUUAGUGUGAAUUAUUCUGGCAUAUAUUUGGUAUUCUGGUACUUUGUAGUAUACCACAGCUGAAUACUGAAAGUUAUAUCAGCCGGGGUCCAAGACAUUUUGAAUCAGUGAUCCAUCCAACUUGAUUGACUGAACAUCUAAUGGAAAUUUUCAAGUGAAAAUUUACAAAACAAGAUGCAUAGCAGUAGAAAUAAAAUGCAUGACAUGCAUUUGAAUAUGUUGCAAUUGCAUUAUGGUGAAUGUAUGAGCAUAAAUCAACGGAGUUGAUUAAAGAUUAUUAAGAGA
This is a messenger RNA of Cherax quadricarinatus, 3235 nucleotides long. The record is from RefSeq and is a predicted model, not a curated record. Lineage: Eukaryota; Metazoa; Arthropoda; Malacostraca; Decapoda; Parastacidae.